CCGAGACGACACGACAUACGACGGGCAUUCUAGCUAAAUUUCAGCACUACACCCUACACAUUCUACCCUAGUCAAAAGCAAUCAUCACCACGGAACAGUCCGUCGCGUUCAAGCAAAAUCCAACGCAAAUUCCCCACCCCAUUGGGGCGGCACACACGGUCGCUUGCUGCGGUGCCAAAUCCCAUCAAUUCAUCAAUGGCGCUGUCGAGCUGAGCACUUAGUUGUUGAGCUCGAGCUCCCCGUAGUACGACUCUGCUUUUUUUGUUUUGAAUCCUCCGCGAGUCGCCCACCGACUAACAUCGAGCCCAACCUGAGAGGAUGGUUGGAGGAGGGGGAGGAGGAGGGCCGCUGCGGCGGGUUGGGAAGUACGAAGUGGGGCGGACCAUCGGGGAGGGGACGUUCGCCAAGGUCAAGUUCGCGCAGAACACGGAGACCGGGGAGAGCGUCGCCAUGAAGGUGCUCGACCGCUCCUCCAUCCUCAAGCACAAGAUGGUGGAUCAGAUCAAGAGAGAGAUAUCCAUAAUGAAGCUUGUGAGGCAUCCCAAUGUGGUCAGGUUACACGAGGUUUUGGCCAGCCGAAAGAAGAUAUUUAUAAUCUUGGAGUUCAUCACUGGUGGUGAACUAUUUGACAAAAUUAUUCGUCAUGGGAGACUUGGUGAAGCCGAUGCACGUAAAUACUUUCAGCAGCUUAUUGAUGGUGUUGAUUUUUGCCACAGCAAAGGAGUCUACCAUAGAGAUUUAAAGCCUGAAAAUCUUCUCCUUGACUCCCAAGGAAAUCUUAAAAUUUCAGACUUCGGACUCAGUGCAUGGCCUGCACAGGGAGCUACCCUUCUACGUACUACGUGUGGAACCCCAAACUAUGUUGCCCCAGAGGUCCUCAGUCAUAAAGGAUAUGAUGGGGCACUUGCUGAUACAUGGUCAUGUGGAGUUAUUCUAUAUGUCCUGUUGGCAGGUUAUCUUCCAUUCGAUGAAGUGGAUUUGACUACACUUUAUGGGAAGAUUGAGAGCGCAGAAUAUUCAUUUCCAGCUGUGUUUCCAAACGGUGCCAAGUCACUGAUACGUAGAAUUCUUGAUCCUAAACCAGAUACACGAAUCAGGAUAGAAGAGGUCAGAAAUGACGAAUGGUUUAAGGAGAACUAUGAACCUAUCAGAGAAGUCGACAAUGAAGAAGUCAAUCUCGAUGAUGUUAAUGCAGCUUUUGAUGAUCCCGAGGGGGACACUGAACAUACUUUUGAUGAUGAAGCAGGCCCUUUGACGCUCAAUGCAUUCGAUUUAAUUAUUCUAUCUCAAGGAUUGAACCUUGCAGCCCUAUUUGAUCGCCGACAGGACAAUGGCAAGCUUCAAAAUAGAUUUUUGUCACGCAAACCGGCAAAUGUUAUAUUGUCAAGCAUGGAGGUUGUUGCUCAAUCCAUGGGGUUUAAGACACAUAUUCGUAAUUAUAAGAUGAGGGUGGAAGGUCCAAAUGCAAACAAGACUAGUCAUCUCACAGUUAUGCUUCAAAUUUUUGAAGUUGCACCAUCAAUCUUCAUGGUGGAGCUACAGAGAUCUGUUGGAGAUACUUCAGAGUAUAAUAAGUUUGUAAAUAACUACUGCUGCAAAUUAGAUGAUAUCAUUUGGAAAGUUCCUGCUGAGAAGAGAAAAUCGAGGACGCCUCGGCCAUCGAAGCGUUAAUUUUUCCUCGACGUUUAUGUAUUGCAUGACACUAUCGAGAUCUACUUUUUUAAUUCUCUUGGCCAGAAUUUAGCACCUAAACCACAUCGGUUUGUUGCAGGUACCAUGUAUAAUGUUGCGUGGUUUGAAUUAUGUACAUCAUGGGUUUGAUUAGUGGAUGUACGUAAUUGAUCAGUGUUGUUUUAAAUAUAUAGGCGUAAAUCUUUGUCUAGUAUCAUGACUGUAUACUACGAGUCUGCUUGUACAAAGAGGAGCACCUAUUAGUGGUUUUGACAACUCAGUUUUUCUGUACAGAAUUCCAGCGAUGUGUUGAAGCAAUUGUAACUCGCAUAUCUCCUAGCUUGUGGGGGAAGAGUUCAGAUCAAUUGUGUGUGUUGCCAACUGCUACAAGAUUUGUUGAUUUCGUUCCA
Molecule: messenger RNA, 2081 nt
Organism: Lolium perenne
Lineage: Eukaryota; Viridiplantae; Streptophyta; Magnoliopsida; Poales; Poaceae
Product: CBL-interacting protein kinase 8
Biological process (GO): signal transduction; protein phosphorylation
Molecular function (GO): ATP binding; protein serine/threonine kinase activity
Source: RefSeq, a predicted model, not a curated record